AAUAUCUUUGUCGAGAGUCCCGUACGCCACCGUCGUUUCUGUUGUAGGGCAAAUUGCAUUCUCCUGGCACUCGAAUCCGAAUCAAAUAUCUCGCCGCCGAUAUGUCUCAGGUUGACAACAGAAAUUCUUCAGCAGCCAAGCGUGCUAGAACCGAUGGUAGUAGAAGGGAAGAUGAUUGGACCUGCCCUAGCUGUGGAAAUGUUAAUUUUUCCUUUAGAACGACUUGCAAUAUGCGUAAUUGCACUCAGCCAAGGCCAGCGGAUCAUAACUCAAAAUCUGCUGCUAAGCCUUUCCAAGCCCCACAAGGUUACUCAUCUGCUGCUCCUUAUGUGGGUUCUGCUGCACCCUCUUCAAUGUAUCUUGGUGUCCCACCAUAUGGUUCCUCUCUCUUCAAUGGAUCAUCUAUUCCACCCUAUGAUGUUCCAUUUUCUGGGGGAUCAGCAUAUCAUUACAACUACGGCAGCCGCCUGUCUACAGGCAGCCCCUACAGACCUCUGCAUUUGUCUGGACCAACACCUUAUUCUAGCGGAUCCAUGAUUGGAAAUGGUGGAAUGUAUGGUAUGCCCCCUAUGAUGGAACGGUAUGGCCUAGGUCUGCCCAUGGGCCCUGGUCCUAUGGGGCCAAGGCCAGGGUUCUAUCCAGAUGAUAAAUCUCAAAAGAAGGGCGCAGAUGCUACACGUGAUAAUGAUUGGACAUGCCCAAAAUGUGGAAACAUCAACUUCUCAUUUAGAACUGUUUGCAACAUGAGGAAGUGCAAUACCCCAAAGCCUGGAUCUCAGCAGGCUGCAAAGAAUGACAAAAAUUCUAAGCAAAAAAUGCCAGAAGGUAGCUGGAAGUGUGAGAAAUGUAAUAACAUAAACUAUCCAUUUAGAACCAAGUGUAACAGACAGAACUGUGGAGCGGACAAACCAGCUGAAUCAAAGAAGUCCCCUUCACCUGCCCCGGAUGAAAAUGAUCAGUGAGUACUAGGACAUAUUUGAGGGUUGAGAAGGUCCAGAGUUGUCAUCCAGCAUUGCUCAAUAUGGGUGUCUGAAAGUCAGUCUUGUCGUCGUCAUGUUGCAGCGGUUAUCGAGUUACUCUACCUUUUCAUGAUCUGUGUCAAGUUGUAUUAACUGGUAUGGUAUUUGUGGUCUUUGUGGAUCAUACAAUGCAUUUUGUGUCCGCCAGUACCUUCUGGCAAAGAUUUUACAGGUUGGUUCUGGUUUCUAUGAGUUAGACCCUUUACUUUUGGAAUCAACUCAUCUAUUCUGGUGGGUAUGUUACCACUUAAGAUAUGUUACCAGUUGGCUAAAAAGGUUACUGUAGUCUGCUUUUUUUUCUGGUUUUCGUAUGAUGUCAAAUUGUCUCAUAUCAUUGAAGUAUCUAUGAUUUAACAGAUGCUUCUGUUAGAAGCAUAUGAAGCCCCCACGUUUGGUUGAUUAGGUCUCAUGGUGUUAGAACUGGGGAUAGAAGGUUUGUUGAUUGUAAGGGGUGAGCAUGUAGUUCUUUUUUGAGUUGCCCAUUCCUCCUGUCCUGGUAGUUUCACAUCAUUAGCCGUCAUUAGUCUUGUGACCUUAAAAUUAACGCGACCUGAAAGAAGUCAACAGGAGGCAUUUUGCUUGUCUUUCCGAAGUAGCGUUAGAUUUCAUGCCCUACUUGUCAGGCUGUUGAGUGCCCUAUUAUACAUCUUUCCCUGUGUUUGUUGCCUCGACAAAAUAUAGAUUUCUCGUAUACAACAAAGAAAUUGGGUCCUUUUGGUGUAAGUCUGAAGAUUCUGAGUGAAAUUUGAUUAAUUUGAGCAUACCGGAUCAUUUAAAAAAAAAAAAAAGAGAUAAAUUUCCUGGUUUUGGUUUAUUUAAAUAUGCUGCAUCUUUGUGCUAUGACGGCAUUGGUUCUUUACAGUUAACACCUAGUUAUUCCUUACAUUCGGAUCUCAGAUCUAGUUCUUCCCCAACUUAACAUACUCUAAUGACAUUGUCGUUAUAUCUUUUUGAACUUAAAAUGAACCAAGCCGAUUUCUUCGCCAUUUUUUUUA
Molecule: messenger RNA, 2014 nt
Organism: Prunus avium (sweet cherry)
Lineage: Eukaryota; Viridiplantae; Streptophyta; Magnoliopsida; Rosales; Rosaceae
Product: Ran BP2/NZF zinc finger-like superfamily protein
Source: RefSeq, a predicted model, not a curated record